AGCUGCCCGCAGGCGUCGGGGGCGAUUUCCUCUUCCCAGCGGGGGGAAGGGGGGGCGUCUCUUCCCUUCCUAGAGCCAGAAGGGGAGCAGGGCCGCGGAGACAGGACUGAUCGCGCCGCGCCCGGCCAGGGUGGGACAGCUCCCAACCCCCCUCCCACGACCCCCAUAGACCCCCCCACGUGCGGGGAGGGUGCGGGACAGCCUCCCCCCCCAUACACGUGCGGGGGAGCCUCUAACCCCCCAUACACCCCCGAUCGCCCCCACGUGCGGGGAGGGUGCAGAGGAGGCUGUUUGCUCGCCGCGGUCUCGGAGGAUGAAGAGGCUGAGCGAGGAGAGCUGGUCGGGCUCCGAGUCGGACGGGACCAUAGACGUGGGCAAAGAGGAGGAAUACAGCCAAGUAUCCAGGGCUGUUUCUCCCACCACCACAUCUCAGAUACAAGCCAGGAAGAAGCGGAGAGGGAUCAUUGAGAAGCGGCGCCGUGACCGUAUUAACAGCAGCCUGUCUGAACUGAGGCGUUUAGUCCCUACUGCCUUUGAGAAACAGGGCUCCUCCAAGCUGGAGAAGGCAGAGAUCCUGCAAAUGACAGUGGACCAUUUAAAAAUGCUUCAUGCCACUGGAGGAACAGGGUUCUUAGAUGCCCGAUCCCUGGCUGUGGAUUACAGGAGUAUCGGCUUCCAUGAAUGCCUCACUGAAGUUGUCAGAUACCUUGGUAUCCUCGAGGGACAAAACGGUGCUGAUCCUAUCCGGCUACGACUCCUCUCCCACCUGAAUAAUUAUGUUGCCGAAAUGGAGCCUUCGCCCAUGGCCACUUCCCUUCUGCCCUUUCAGAUGUGGCCCUGGUCAUUCCUCCACAAUUCCACAGCCCCCGCCAACCAAGUACUAAUACCCAGGAGGGAGGCUGUCCCGGGUCUAGCUGUCUUGACUGCUUCCCCCCUGGCUUAUCCAAGCACCACCAUGAGAAGAGCUCCCGUUCGCCGACUUCCUAGUGCCAUCAUGCCAGCUCGCCGAAACUUCCUUUCCAAUCGGAUGGCCUCUUCGUCCCGGAGGGCUAAACCCACAGUGACAUCAGCAACCCCAGGUGCCAUGUCCAGUGUGCCAUCACCGAGGGGUGCCCUGAGAGACACCACCUCUAGAAGCAGCCAGAUUGCAACUUUCCUGCUCUCCUCCGCCUCUGCUGGAGUUCCCGUACCACCUGCUUCUUACACAGCCCCUCCUGCUUUGAAUGCUUCUCCUCAGGGGCCAGGCACCAGAGGUGGGACUUCCAGACUCUGCCGCUCCUGGGCUACUGAAAUUGGGGCUUUCUGAUCCCUCCCUGACAAAAUCCUAAGGGAGACAAAAAUCAUCAGCAGCCACUGCUCAAAAAGCACGCUCCGGUGAACAGCUUCUUUCCUGCUUUGCAGAAAUAAAGGAUCGAUAAAGGAUCCUCUCCUCACCUUGCCAUCCCUUCUUAUUCCUCACGUCCUCUUCCCUCCCUCCCCAUCACACUGUCCCCCUCUUUUCCAUGUCAGGUUUGCAGAUUUUGUUUUGAAUUGAAUGUAUUUGUCUGUCUACAGCUCCACUAAAGGUUGUGGAUGAGGUUUAUCCUAAUUCAGACCUUUCCCUUCCACAACUCAGGUCCUGGUAGAGCUGAAUGUUGCAGUUUGGAGAAUGUAAACCAGCCUUUGACUUUGCUGGAGACACAGAGCUCCCAAGCAGUGACACUUUCUAUCACUUGUAUGCAGUGUUGUCGUAGCCAUGUAGGUCCCAGGAUGUUAGCAAGACAAGAUGGGGGAGGGAAUAUGUUUUAUUGGACCAAUUUCUGUUGGUGCCCAAGAAAGUUUUCCAGCUUAUACAGAGCUCUUCUUCAGGCCAGUCCUGAAGAAGAAUUCUGUGUCAGCUCGAAAGCUUGUCUCUCUCACCAACAGAAGUUGGUCCAAUAAAACAUAUUCCCUCCCACACCUUGACUUUCGAACACUGACUUCCUCCCAGCUUCAGCAUGUUGUUUGACAUGGUCUAAGUGAGGUGAGACGUGCUGGCGAGUAAUGAGACAACCCACCACACGCACACAAACUGUCCUUUAAUAACUGAACCCAACCCCCAUCAGGCUUGCUGUGAAUAGUCAGGACAGUUGGGAGGUUCCUCUCCGUUGGCCAAUCCCAUUCUCUCGACCUCUAAAAAUGGAGAGCUUGACAUUAUGCAUAACAGGCUCAUUCAAAACACAUAACCCUGAGGGACGAGUUGGAGGAAAACGUAACAGUUCCCGAUCGCCCUCUGAACUGAAACACACUGUGAUACCCAGUACGCAUUCCUGCACAGAGAAUUAUCUCAGCACAAGACUUCCUGUACUUAAGACCCCAAUACUAUGUGCAGUCCACAUUUUCAUUUCCCGUGGCUCGGUCUUUACCUAAAACCAGGACCUUCCCAAGUGUCACCAGUGUACUUAAUUCAUGGAAACAUUUGCCUGAUCCUGUGCUUAGAUCAAUGCUGUUAUCAGAAUGUUUUCAGGAGGGAAUAUCAGACAUUACUCUGCAAAACUCCUUUGCCAGCUGCUGUUUGGGAUUCCCUAUGUGGAUAAUUCAGAUGUCUGUGAGAGAGACAGACCUUGCUCAUCCAGUGAAGCAUUACAGAGUAAGGGAGCAGGUUUCCAAAGUGAUAACUGUCAUGGAGGGGGGAGGGCUUGGCAGCUGAAAUAUGAGGGAGAAGGAUGCCCUUCCUUCUUUCUUCCCCUCUUCAGCCAUCAAUCCUCCCUUCCCAUAUGAAAAUUCAUUACCAUAAAGGGAGGAGUGGAAGAAAGCAUUCUUUACCCCAAGCUCCUCCUUUGUUUUUGCCAACUUCCAGACCCUUAAUUAAAAUUUCUAGCCUGUUCCCCCAGGCCCAGUUCUGCUCUUUUUCUUUAUUGCCAUGUUCUCUGCAUGGACUGGAGCCCAAACCCGUUGAAGUCAAUGGCAGUCUUUCCACUGACUUCACGGGCUUUUGACCAGCCCCUAUAAUGUCCUCUCUCUCUUGAAAACUUUCUCUGCCUUUGUCUUCUCUCUAUGUGUAAAUGCCAAGGAUGACGAUUAUUCUUUGUCCUCUGCUCACUCCGUACCUCUGAGUCUCCUCUCAAUCCCUACCUCUCUAGGGCAGUGAGGAACAGCUAUUUGGCAUUCUCAAGCUCUGCUCCUGUCUCACCUCUUCUUAGCUCUGGUGGUUUUGAAACAGUGUGACCCAGUGACUAGGGGAGUAAACUUAAACCCAUGAGUUCUGUUCCCAGCUCUGCUAUAUGACCUUUGGCAAGUCACUUCACUUUACCUCAGUUUCCCCAUCGGUAAAAUAGGAACAGAUGAAAAGAUCUAUAUAAGAGCUAAGUAGUAGUAUUAUUCUGUUCCUGCUGCCAUCAGCUGAGAAGCGGCAGAAGUAAGAGAGGUUUCAGAGUAGCAGCCGUGUUAGUCUGUAUCCGCAAAAAGAACAGGAGUACUUGUGGCACCUUAGUUUGUUAGUCUCUAAGGUGCCACAAGUACUCCUGUUCUUUUUAGUAGUAAGAGAGUGCUCAGAAGUUGCCCGAAUGGGCAGUUGGUGUGAGCUGGUGACCAGAUGGCCAUGGAGUCUAUGAGAACCAAGACCUGUUUCCACAGAAGGGGUUGGGAGACUAGAACCGUUCCUCCCAACCAAGACAUCUGGCCAUCCUAGGCCACAGGCUGUCCACUGCCCCAAUGCACUUCUCUUGGCAUUAUUAUUUUAUAUAACAUAAGAAGGCAGUAUACCUCCACUCAAAUCAAAGCAAGACCCCCUCUUCCCUGAAACUGUUCUUUUAUUUUUUUGGAUAUAUCAAGCUGGCAUUGGUCCAGUUGAAUACCCUCUAAGCGCAUCAAUGUGACCCUUGCCUGAGCCAGCGGUGCCGUGCCAUGAAGGGUAAAACACAGAAAGGAACAAAGGGGGAACAGUGAGUAGUGUCUUUUUAAUGUAACAGACCCUCCCCAUCCCAGACGUCAAGCAAGUGGCCAGUUGUGUAUUGAGCUGGUGGUUCAGCAGCGGCAUUGAUACAGGUGUGUAUCUGACAUACGUAUGUUAAAUGUAUAUGGGUCAGACAGACUUGUUUUGGAAGUGAGUCCCUCCCGAUUGCUCUCAAUAACAUAAAUGCUCCCGGCCCCUGCUACUUGUCCUCACUCAUUUCCUGAGGUGGUAGAGUCAAUCAGGGAUGAAAUAUUCCUGUUCGGAGAAGUUCCCCAGGGACUGGUUGUUCCUGGAGCUAGUCUGUGCAUUAGCGCUCUCAGCGAGCCGCCUCGCCUCACUUUGCACUGCGCAGAGCUGUUAACUUUGUGAGCUGUCAGACAUCCAGCAAAAGGUGUCAAAUAAAGUCUUCCAAACCCA
This is a messenger RNA of Malaclemys terrapin pileata, 4330 nucleotides long. RefSeq names its product hes related family bHLH transcription factor with YRPW motif like (gene HEYL). NCBI's taxonomy places the organism in Eukaryota, Metazoa, Chordata, Testudines, Emydidae. Gene Ontology annotation, molecular function: RNA polymerase II cis-regulatory region sequence-specific DNA binding; DNA-binding transcription factor activity, RNA polymerase II-specific; protein dimerization activity. Gene Ontology annotation, biological process: circulatory system development; regulation of neurogenesis; regulation of transcription by RNA polymerase II. Gene Ontology annotation, cellular component: nucleus. The transcript is spliced from 5 exons. The record is from RefSeq and is a predicted model, not a curated record. Bases 314 to 1306 code for a protein of 330 amino acids.